GUUGCCCACCACUUUAUCUUUUUGAAAAUCAGUAGUAAAAUGUCUCGAAGCGGCGACCGUUGUUCUUUACUGUUGGACCAGCUUCUCUUUCUGUUCAACUAAAUGAAAUUGUUCCGAAACUACCCCUUGUUUUUUUAGCGGAUUGUCGACUCAGCUGUGCAUGUCUAGUUUGUACUCCGUAUUUACCUUGUUCUAAGUCUUAGAACUGAUGCAUUACAAUAAUUUGUCGUGCAUAAAGAUUAAGUAUAUAAGUCGUUUAGUUAAUUAUUAUGAUACUUUGUGCAAUUUCAAUUGAUAUUUGGCUAGUUGGAUUUGUUUAUCCAUGGGUCGGGACGUCGGGUAUCCGUAGCCAAGUACAUGGGUGCUCUCUUUUACUACUGUGGCAACAAUUGACUAUCCCCAACUACAACUAUUCCAGUAUUUUGUCACUCUUUACAGCCCACGGGCAUUGGCCCUUCCUGUCUAGCUAAUUUCAUUUUGUUUUGGUACCAUUACCUGUUUCACUAGAUUUUAUGUCUUUUCAUUAACUCAUUCCCUACCAAAUUAGCCUUCUUUUGUGCACCUAAGUAACCUAACACACACACACACAACGCACACGCACACAAUCGUAGUGUAUUCGGUAUCAGAUUCUCACAUCACUCAUACGUCUUGGAAAUGUGAACGCAUAUUUCUAAAUUUACAACACUGUUGGUAUUUCAUGCUUGUAUCUGUUCAUAUGUUUUACAGGUAGAUCAUGGAAUAAUCUACCUAUUUAAAAGUUUAAACACUAGGAUAUGUGCAAUGCUCCUAGUACCAAGAGAAUAUUAUUUGAAAAUUGGAAUUGCCAACUUUAUAAGAUUUGAAAGUGGGGGAGAAUAAAAGAAAUAGUGAUCAUUUUAGAUUUAUUUUAAUACAAAAAAGAAAAUGGUGGGUCUUCUCUUAAAUUUCAAGUAAAGAGCUUCGUUUUACUUUGUGGGUGUAAGUGAAUUAAACAAAUCCAAAGCCGUGAAAAUAUUAGAUUACUCAAGGUUUGGAAUAGCAGCCUUUUUGUACCUUAAUCGCACGAUUUGUAGCCUUAAUCGCACGAUUUGUAGCCUUAAUCAUGAAAACAACUAAGUCUAAACCCGUCCUAUUUACGAUUUACUCCUACUAAACAAGUGGGUACAUAAUCAUCAUUGUUAGGAAAUGAUAUCAAAAUCUUCUACCUAGUGUUGCCUACUUGCCUUACUUGUGUUGUAGGCCCCUAUGCACAUUAUGUUACUUGUUUAAAGCAUCCAAAACCUGCCAAAGACGCUCAAAACUCGUACAAUUUUACCGUCGGUCUCGCUUGGGUCUGCUAUGAGCUCUUUGGUAGAUUAGGGUAGCUCCCUUAAAACGAAACGUUGGCUUGGGUGUUGUGUGCUCACAAGCUUCUUUCUGCAAAAGGCUUGCGCCCUUAUUGCUAGAUAGGCAACAAUUCGCCGCACGAUGUGGUGGCAUUCGAAUGUAACUGUUAUAAGUGGAUAGCUUUUAAGGUUCGCCUAAUUCCUUUCUAUCAUAUGGAAUACUAGAAGAAAAUAAAAUUCUCAUGGGUAACAAAUAAUUAUUGGGCGAAUAAUAAAACGUAAAUGGAAAUCCAAGGUAACUACAAUCACUUUGAUGGGGCUGGUUGUACGGGGUGCCCUACUUAUAGGGAAUCCUUUUGCAAAUAUAGAUAAAAAACUCCCUAAGGCUAGUGAAACUCAAUCGGCUUAUUGACUAUAUUAAGCCAGUCGACUUAAUAUAAUAGAUAAUGUCAUGUUAGUCCUAAGGACAUAAGUCACUAUCCUACAAAUUUUAGACCAUAUCACGAGUACCGAUCGUCUGCCUAUAUAUGUGGAUCAUUAUUUACUGUCAAAUGUACGUAAUCCCACAAUCAUAUAUAGGUUACGAUCGUAAGUCAGGACAUAGAGGAGAGAAGAUCGUAUCGGUCCCAACAAUGUUCAAAAUCCUCAACCAGACCAAAACCAUCGUAAUUGAGAUGGAGAUGAUUCGUAAAGUGGGAAAAUUAAAAGCAUAUUCCAACCGCCUGAAAAAUACAAAACUUUUUAAACCAAAAAAUAAAAAACCACCUCACCAUUCAACAUCUCUCUAUUCUCUUUCUUCUUUCUCAAAAAAGAGUCUCCGGUCUUUGUGUAAACCUCUUUCGACUCGCGUUUUCCCCCUUCCUCCUCCUCCUCUCUUUCUAUCUGAUUUUCUCUCUCCCAAAAAUCUGGAUUUGGAAUCAAUCAAUCGAUCAAUAAUAUCUCCAAUUCCGAAGAAUCUUACAGAUGAAACGCUUCCGUCAGGUUGCUGUUUUACUUCACUCCGGCGAGAUGAUCCGCUGAAACACCUCUUAAAUCACCAUAAUUGAUCGCAUCAUAUCACAUGAUUCAUGCUUCCUUUCUGCUGCGUUUCUCCAAUCUCAAAUCCUGACCACUCUCCAAUGCCAGCCCAAUCUUUCUCCUCUGCAGAUGCUUCGCUGAUUCGCCCUCCUCUAACUAACGGCCACGAUUACGCCGCCGCGGUGAUGAGGAGAGAGAAUAUGAGCACCGCCACCAUCAGCGGCAAUCCGAAUAACCUAAAUCAUAAUCACAAUACCAAUAAUAUUAACAAUCAAAAAAUGUCGAUGGUGGAUCAAAGAGAAGUCAUGAUUAACGAUAUUGUUGGAAAUGGGAUAUCUGGAAUAUUGUAUAAAUGGGUUAAUUAUGGAAAAGGAUGGAGACCGAGGUGGUUCGUGUUACAAGAUGGAGUUGUUUCUUAUUAUAAAAUUCAUGGACCUGAUAGAAUCACCCUUACUAUGGAGUCCGAGAAAGGUUUCAAGGUCAUCGGCGAUGAGUCUAUGCGUAGGAUUCGCCGUCACCGGCACUCGUCUUCGUCUUCACACGCCCUCCGCCGUAAGCCCUUCGGUGAGGUUCACCUUAAGGUUUCAUCGAUCCGGAAGAGCAGAUCGGAUGACAAGAGAUUUUCCAUUUAUACCGGCACAAAGAGGCUGCAUUUAAGAGCUGAAACUCGCGAGGAUCGAAUGGCUUGGGUGGAUGCCUUGCAAGCUGUUAAGGAUAUGUUUCCUCGAAUGUCCAACAGUGAGCUCCUGGCUCCUAUUGACAAUGUUGCUCUGUCUACUGAAAAGCUUAGGCAACUGCUUCAAGAAGAGGGUGUCGAUGAAGGAGUCAUUCAGGACAGUGAGCAGCUAAUGAGGGCUGAGUUUGCGGAGAUGCAGAAACAACUUGUUUUGCUCAAGCAGAAGCAGUGGAUGCUCUUUGAUACGUUGCGUCACUUAGAGACGGAAAAGGUGGACUUGGAGAAUACAGUUGUUGACGAAAGUCAGAAGCAGUCAAAAGAGCAAGGGUCAACCUCCAAACCAAAGCAAGAUAAAUCUAGCGAAGCAACUCCAAGCGAUUCUGAUGAUGAUAAUGAUAGGGCUGACGCAGCUGAGGAAGACACCGAUGAAGAUGAAAACACCUUUUUCGAAACACGGGAUUUUUUAUCAUCAAGUUCUUUCAAAAGCAGCGGGUCUGAUUUGAGAAUAUCAUCUUUUUCCUCUGAUGAUGAUGACUUUCAUGCUGCUGAAUCUGAGGAGGAUAUUGAUCAUUCUAUUAAAGAUGCUGUAGCAGACUUUCCUUAUGUUAAACGGCGUAAGAAAUUGCCUGAUCCUAAGGAGAAAGAGAAAGGAGUUAGUCUUUGGUCUAUGAUAAAAGAUAAUAUCGGGAAAGAUCUUACAAAAGUUUGUCUGCCUGUGUAUUUCAAUGAACCAAUCUCUUCUCUUCAAAAAUGCUUUGAAGAAUUAGAGUACUCAUAUCUCCUUGACAGGGCAAAUGCAUGGGGGAAGCAGGGAAAUAGCCUUAUGAGAAUCCUCAAUGUAGCUGCAUUUGCUGUUUCUGGAUAUGCUUCUACUGAGGGGCGAACCUGCAAGCCAUUUAAUCCAUUGUUGGGGGAGACCUAUGAAGCUGAUUUUCCUGAUAAAGGGCUCCGUUUUUUCUCAGAGAAGGUAAGUCAUCAUCCUAUGAUUGUUGCCUGUCAUUGUGACGGAACUGGGUGGAGAUUGUGGGGAGACAGCAAUUUGAAAAGUAAAUUUUGGGGCCGUUCUAUACAACUUGAUCCUGUUGGAAUUCUGACUUUAGAGUUUGAUGAUGGAGAAGUUUUUCAAUGGAGUAAGGUGACAACAUCCAUUUACAACCUUAUACUAGGAAAGCUAUAUUGCGAACACUAUGGUACGAUGCGCAUACAAGGAAAUCGGGAGUACUCCUGCAAGCUGAAGUUCAAGGAGCAGUCUAUUAUGGAUCGAACUCCUCGUCAGGUACAAGGUAUGGUGCAAGACAUAAAUGGGAAAACAGUGGCAACAUUGUUUGGGAAGUGGGAUGAAAGUAUGCAUUAUGUAAAUGGUGACUGCUUAGGUAAGGGGAAGGGAUCCAAUGCUGUCUCAGAAGCCCAAUUAUUGUGGAGGCGAAGCAAGCCUCCCAGAUAUCAAACCAGAUAUAACCUAACUCGCUUUGCAAUCACAUUGAAUGAGCUUACUCCUGGAUUAAAGGAGAAGUUACCACCCACAGACUCUAGGCUAAGGCCUGAUCAGAGGUACUUGGAAAGCGGGGAGUAUGAAAAGGCAAAUUCAGAGAAGUUGCGGCUAGAGCAAAGGCAACGACAGGCUAGGAAAAUGCAAGAAAGGGGGUGGAAGCCACGGUGGUUUGCCAAGGAUAAGGAAACCGACACAUACCAAUUUUCUGGAGGGUAUUGGGAAGCCAGGGAUCAGGGUAACUGGGAAUCGUGUCCUGACAUAUUUGGCCAAAUUCCUCCUGAGAUAUUGGACUGAGUGAGUAUACACAUCUGAAGCACUGCACUUGGGGUUGUCUAGAAUUCUUUUUCCGACAUAUACGGGUAGGAUAGUGAAGCACUGAUAGUUUUAGAGUCGAUAUAUGUGAAUUACAUGAUUGUAAAGUAAGUAUAUUAUUAGAUGUUGAUAGGUAAAACAAUAAAACAAUCCACUAUCUUCCAAUUCUUUUUGCCAUGGGCAUAGAUCGAUCUCCUGAUCCCAUUCUUAUUACACUACAAGUUCACAAGCAAUGGCCAGUGAUAUGGCCUUGCCUAGUAUAUUUGGCAAAGUGUUGUACUUAUAUCGCAUUGGCAAGAGCUAAAGUUAGCUGAAAUGCAGAAUUAUGAAAUGAUUUAUGCAUGGUAAUGAAAUGCCUGAUUCCAAAUUUUAGUUCUCA
Spinacia oleracea (spinach) is the source of this 5180-nucleotide messenger RNA. Its product is annotated as oxysterol-binding protein-related protein 1C. The transcript has 10 exons. The coding region runs from base 2372 to 4783 and encodes 803 amino acids. NCBI's taxonomy places the organism in Eukaryota, Viridiplantae, Streptophyta, Magnoliopsida, Caryophyllales, Amaranthaceae. Gene Ontology annotation, cellular component: membrane; cytosol. Gene Ontology annotation, molecular function: sterol binding. The record is from RefSeq and is a predicted model, not a curated record.